Molecule: messenger RNA, 1289 nt
Organism: Linum tenue
Lineage: Eukaryota; Viridiplantae; Streptophyta; Magnoliopsida; Malpighiales; Linaceae
Source: the annotation of a GenBank genome assembly
CCGCUUUCCAGCUUUAUUAUUAUUAUCUCCACCAUCCAGUCACGCCUCCUUCCCCUAAUUCCUCCAUCAAGAAACCGCCUCGCCUCGCCUCGCCUCGCUUUCCUACUCCUAUACGCCUCCUUCCUCUGUCUCCGCCGCCGAGAGAAUAUCUUCAAACCCUACCAUUUGCAGCUCCGACUUGUAGCGACAACUUGUUCAGGGAAAGUCGAAAUCAUGUGGGCCCAGCCUAGCCGGAAGAAUGACGUGGAGGCCGGAGCCUCGAGGCCUCUGUACCCGAUGAUGCUGGAAAGCCCGGAGCUCCGCUGGUCUUUCAUCAGGAAAAUCUACUCCAUCAUCUCCAUCCAGUUGCUCGCCACCAUCGCCGUCGCCGCAACCGUCGUCUCCGUGCGCCCGAUUGCGACCUUCUUCGUCAGUUCCGGCGCUGGAUUGGCUGUCUACAUCGUCCUCCUCGUCACGCCCUUCAUUGUUCUGUGCCCGUUGUAUUACUAUCACCAGAAGCAUCCCGUGAACUAUAUUCUCUUGGGGAUUUUCACCAUAACGAUUGCUUUCGCCGUGGGAUUGACGUGCGCAUUCACCAGCGGGAAAGUUAUCCUGGAAGCUGUGAUCCUGACAGCCACAAUGGUUGUGGGUUUAACCCUCUUCACAUUCUGGGCAGCUAAGAGAGGCUAUGAUUUCAAUUUCCUUGGACCCUUCUUGUUUGGUGCUGUACUUGUCCUCAUGGUUUUUGCUUUCAUCCAGAUUCUGUUCCCAUUGGGUAAGCUGUCACAGACGAUUUACGGGUGCUUGGCUUCAAUCAUCUUCUGUGGUUACAUUGUGUACGACACGGACAACCUCAUCAAGCGCUACUCAUAUGAUGAAUAUAUCUGGGCUGCUGUAUCUCUCUACUUGGACAUCAUCAACCUGUUCCUCUCAUUGUUGACCAUCUUCAGGGCUGCCGAUUCGUAGAGUGCCUAUGAUGAACCCUUUGGAUUCUUAUGAAGUCUUCACACAGCCACCGAGUGAAAUUGUAACUAGUGGCUUUAGGGUCUCUACUUUCCCUCUUUGGUUUAUGGAUAUUCAGUUGUAGAAGAUAGAUGUAAAUGUGAUGAGACUGUUACUAUUGGGGGGAAGAAAUGUUGAAACUGAAUAUAGUAUUUUGUUGAAUGUGCCAGGAAGGUCUCUAGUCGGUUGCUUAUAUGCUUGAGAGUUCGCUUUAGUAUCUAACAAAAACCUGCAGUGUUCAUCCAGCCAGAGGGCACUUGACGUCUUAACCCACAAGGAUGCGAUCCCUUGACACGGCAUAACUGCAG